This is a messenger RNA of Aspergillus costaricaensis CBS 115574, 1186 nucleotides long. Its product is annotated as putative NAD binding Rossmann fold oxidoreductase. The coding region runs from base 90 to 1157 and encodes 355 amino acids. Gene Ontology annotation, biological process: NADPH regeneration. The transcript is spliced from 2 exons. The record is from RefSeq and is a predicted model, not a curated record. NCBI's taxonomy places the organism in Eukaryota, Fungi, Ascomycota, Eurotiomycetes, Eurotiales, Aspergillaceae. Gene Ontology annotation, molecular function: oxidoreductase activity; nucleotide binding. Gene Ontology annotation, cellular component: cytoplasm.
CUCACAUCUUCUACAGACUGUUACACAAGACCCCCUUUCUCUAAACCAAUUCCUCUUCUACACUCUUCUCCUCCUCCUUUACCAUCACAAUGUCUGCCAGAAAGCUUAAGGUUGGCUGUGCCGGUCUGGGCCGCAUGGGCAAGCGUCAUGCUCUCAACUUCUUGCAGCGUACUCCGCGUGCAGACCUUGUCGCCGUUAGCACUCCGGACGAGUCGGAGCUGGAAUGGGCCAGGGCCAACCUUGGUCCGUACGGAGUCACGGCCUACAAGAACUAUGAGGACAUGCUGAAGCACGAAGGCCUGGAGGCCGUCGUCGUUGCUUCCGCGACCGCCGUGCACGCUGAACAAGCCAUCAAGGCCAUUGAGGCUGGCAAGAACGUUCUCUGCGAGAAGCCCUUGUCGACCAGUGUCGAGAUCUCCCAAACCGUCCUCGAUGCAGCAGCCAAGAAGCCCGAACUGAAAGUGAUGUGCGGUUUCUCCCGUCGCUUCGAUGCCUCCUACCGUGACGCAUUCAACAAGAUGUCCGCUGGUGGAAUUGGUUCUCCCUCCGUCAUGCGCAGUCAGACCUGCGACAAGCUGGACCCCACCGGGUUCUUCGUCGCCUACGCCGAGUUCUCGGGUGGUAUCUUCGUGGACUGCUCCAUCCACGACAUCGACCUGGCUCUGUGGUUCUUCGGUCAAGAUAGCAAGGUCAAGUCCGUGUCCGCAGUGGGUAUCACCGCCGUUGAGCCCGACCUGCGCAAGCACAACGACCGCGACAACGCCGUCGGUCUGGUGGAGUUCCACAACGGCAAGAUCGCCUACUUCUACGCCUCGCGCAUGAUGGCCGCCGGUCAGGAAGACACCACCGAGAUCAUCGGUACUAAGGGUAAGCUGGCUGUGAACACCCAGCCUGCUCUGAACCUGGUCAACAUCUUCGACGAGACCGGUGUCCGUCGCGAGAUCCCCCAGCACUACUACGACCGCUUCGAGUACGCCUUCGUCACCGAGGCCAACGAAUUUACGGCCUGCUGUCUCGAGAACACCUCCGUCCCUCUGAAGCUCGAGGGCGCCGUCCAGGCAGUCCGCAUCGGCGCUGCCCUUCAAGAAUCGCUGAUCACAGGCGAGAAGAUCUUCUUCGACGAGGAGGGCCAGCGUCUUCCCAAGGCAAGACUUUAGAGAGAUAUGAUAGACACGAUAGAUUCCUG